Messenger RNA from Lycium ferocissimum, 3351 nucleotides. Its product is annotated as type I inositol polyphosphate 5-phosphatase 4. Gene Ontology annotation, molecular function: phosphatidylinositol-4,5-bisphosphate 5-phosphatase activity; inositol-polyphosphate 5-phosphatase activity; phosphatidylinositol-3,4,5-trisphosphate 5-phosphatase activity. The transcript is spliced from 13 exons. Gene Ontology annotation, biological process: phosphatidylinositol dephosphorylation. The record is from RefSeq and is a predicted model, not a curated record. Bases 678 to 2378 code for a protein of 566 amino acids. Lineage: Eukaryota; Viridiplantae; Streptophyta; Magnoliopsida; Solanales; Solanaceae.
AAAAGAGUGUUUGUUUUGAGGCAAAUAGCCUCUGUGAGAGAGAGUUUUUUGCUCCCCUGUACUUUAUUCCCCUUCAAAUUUGAUAUACUACUACCACUACUACUACUUUGCCUUGUUAACCAGAACAAGGUAUUGAAAAUAACAACAUUUACUUGGUCCCCACAAAGCUCUCUUUCUCUCUCUCUCUCUCUCUCUCUUUAACAUUGUCUUCUUCUUCUACAAUUCCUGAAUCCAACAGUCAUUAAAUUCUGUCUUCCUCUUUUGGGUUCUUGGUUCCUUUAUUAUUUCCUCUAUAUGUAUUUGGACUAGCCAAACAAGUAAAUCCCAACAAGGGUUGUCUCAAUUUCUACUUUGUGUUUCUAUACACAAGCAUAUACAAUGUAUACCAACUGUCACAUCUUGCUUAUCCAGAAUUACUUUCUUUUCAUUACUUGAAUGAAACUCUGGGACCUAUUUGAGUAUAAUCACCUAAUGUUCUGUGUUUUUCUUGAUUCUUGAUCUUUAAACUUCAUUGAAUUGAAAAGAAAAUCCCAAAUUUGUUUACUUGUUGAUCUUAUUCAAAUCCAUUUUGGGAAAAAAAUCAAGAAAUUUCAAUCUGUAGAGUAACAAGGACUAGAAAGAUUCAAUCUUUAUCCCCACAAUUAUUGUACAUUCUCAUCGUAUGAAGUUGUGAUACAAUGAGAGAUGGGAGCUCUAAGAAAACCAAGCUUUCGUGGCCCAAGAGUCUGGUAAAGAAAUGGUUCAAUAUAAAGAACAAAGCUGAUGAUUUCCAAGCUGAUGAUAUUGUCAAUGGAGGUGCUGAUGAUGAAUGGAGGAACAACUUCUCAGAGAGGCAGGCACAGGCACCCACUAUCAAGAAAAGCAAAACAGACAAGUCGAACAGAAGGAAUGCUGAUCGUUUUCAUCGAAGGAAGAUUGACCUUGACACUUCAGAGGUUACAGAUGUGAAUAAUUACCGGGUCUUUGUAGCGACAUGGAAUGUGGCUGGAAAAUCUCCACCUAGUAAUUUAAGUCUUGAUGAUUGGCUUCAUACAUCACCUCCUGCUGACAUCUAUGUUCUCGGGUUUCAAGAAAUUGUUCCUUUGAACGCUGGUAAUGUUUUGGGCACAGAAGAUAAUGGCCCAGCUAGAAAAUGGCUAGCACUCAUCCGAAAAACUCUGAACAGUCUUCCCGGAACAAGUGGUGGUUAUCGUACCCCAUCUCCGGUUCCAAAUCCUGUCGUUGAGCUAGAUGCUGACUUUGAGGGAUCGAUAAGAGAAGAAGUCGCCCCGUCUAAUUUCUUCCAUCGCCGCUCAUUUCAGACUCUAAGCCGUAGCAUGAGAGCAGUGGAGAGUGAAAUGUCAAUGCCACGGGAGGCUCAACUUGAUAGGCGAUUUAGUGUUUGUGAUAGAGGUGUCUUUGGGGGAAGGCCAAGUGAUUAUGAUCCAUAUGCCCAAUGGGGUGGUUCCUCUGAUGAUGAAAAUGAAAAUGGUCCAGAUGAUUCACCGGUUACAACCCACUAUUCCCCAAUUUCAUAUAGUGGUUCCAUUUCUUUAGAGGACAGAGACAGACAACCAUCGCAAUCAAGAUACUGUCUUGUUGCGAGUAAGCAAAUGGUCGGGAUAUUUCUAACUAUUUGGAUUAGAAGUGAUUUAAGAGACGAUGUUCGCAACCUGAAAGUAUCUUGUGUUGGCAGAGGAUUGAUGGGUUAUCUUGGGAACAAGGGCUCAAUCUCAGUUAGCAUGUCACUGCACCAAACAAGCUUCUGCUUUAUUUGUAGUCAUUUAACAUCUGGACAAAAAGAGGGAGACGAGCUGCGGAGAAACUCUGAUGUAUUGGAGAUUCUUAAGAAAACAAGGUUUCCAAGGGUUCAUGGCAUAGGAGAUGACAACUCUCCUCAAACAAUCCUCGAGCAUGAUCGGAUUAUAUGGCUUGGGGAUUUGAACUAUCGGAUUGCCUUGUCUUACCGAACUGCCAAGGCACUUGUGGAGAUGCGUAAUUGGAGGGUGCUGUUAGCAAAUGAUCAGCUACGGAUAGAGCAGAGGAUGGGACGCGUUUUUAAUGGAUGGAGUGAAGGAAGGAUAUACUUCCCCCCGACAUACAAGUAUUCAAGUAAUUCAGACAGAUAUGCAGGAGAGGACACACACCCAAAAGAGAAACGAAGAACCCCUGCUUGGUGUGAUCGAAUAUUAUGGUAUGGUCAAGGCUUAUAUCAAAUAUCGUAUGUUCGUGGAGAGUCCAGAUUCUCAGACCAUAGACCAGUUUAUAGUAUAUUCUUGGCUGAGGUCGAGUCCAUCAACCGCCAUCGUAUAAAGAAAAAUUUGAGUUGCGCUAGCUCUAGGGUUGAAGUUGAAGAGUUAUUACCGCAUUCAUAUGGAUAUGGAGGAUAUUAUUACUAAUGUUCAUAUGAAGUAUCCUAUUUCAGAACUCCAUAUUCAGCAGAUGCUUUUAGGCCAGUAAGUCAAGACAUGCAGUUUUGGACCUAAUGCUGCAGAAUUUAGAGGAAAAUUCUUAGCAAGUGAGUUUGUUUAAAUGAGUUCCCAUGGAGAUAAUUUCCGUUUAACUGCUUAAAAUUGACGCUCAACACUUCCGAGCAGGACCUGCAAAAUGAGAGGACUUGAGAAGGGAUGAGUUUGCUAUAUGAUAAAUCUGCAUUUGUUCUACCUCGAAUCAGAAAGAUUUCAGGAGUGGAGCAGAGCAGUUCUGCCAGAUAUAAGAAGAUUCUUGCUGGAAUUUGUUUAUUUGGAUAUGGUUACAGACAAGCAAGAAGUAAUUACACAGAUUCAGAAAUGCAACAUCGAUCAAUUGUUAUACCUCUGAAUGCAAGAGAUAUUAGUUGUUUCAGAGACUCUUGAGAAUUGCUAUGGCCUAAGCGAAGAAUUAGCUCGGAUGCAUAUCAACUUUCUCAGGGUUCUUCAGCUCUUUUGAGGAUUUAAAAAAGAACAUCCUGAUACAAAAUGUAUGAUGAAAGUUGAUGCACAGAGAGUCCUUCCACUUUUUAUUUUUUGUGUGGUGGGGAGUGAUAGGUUCUUUUUGUCCUUCAUUCUAUUUGAAGAAAAAGAAACUUUGGCGUGUACUUAUUGCCACAGAAAAAUAAGGAGAGAUGAAGAUAUGUUAGGGGGAAUCAAUGACAUUACUGAAAAGCAACGUUUUCCUGAAAAGAAAAAGGAAUCACAGUUUGCUUGGAUGCUUAUUUCUAUUGCUCUACAUGAUCUUUUUACUGUUCUCUUUUUUCUUGUUCAAUUGAUGAGUUUGUAUGUUUGUGGCUGGUCCUCAAGGCAAACGGAAAAAUGGUAGCAAAUGUUUAUUACAACUUAACCAGUGUACUACUGAAAUUCUGUGGAAAGCACAAAGCAGGGAUUGUGCUUUCUC